UAUAUACCUAGGUCCAUUUAGGGUGAGCCUGACCAAAUCAUCCAACUCUUAUUUCAUUCUCUUGCAACAAAAAUAGGAAGAUCAAUUGUCAACAAAAGGAAAAAAUUAAAGGAGGCAAAAGGCAAACAAAAAAAGAAAAAAAGGACAACUUUUGAGAAAUAACUUGCGUCAACAUCAAUGGCGUUCGGUGGAGCAAUUAGCAGUGGUGGUGAAAAUGUACAUUACAAUGGGAAAGUUACAGUAACCGUUAUGCUUUCAUGUAUUAUCGCAGCUACCGGUGGACUCCUCUUUGGCUAUGAUACUGGAGUUACAGGUGGAGUGACCUCAAUGGAGGCCUUCCUGAAGAAAUUCUUCCCUGAGGUCUACACAAACAUGAACUCCAAUACAGAAGUCAGCAACUACUGCAAAUUCGACAGCCAGCUCUUGACCGCUUUCUCUUCCUCAAUCUACGUAUCCGGCCUCAUCGCCUCUUUCUUUGCUUCGCGCAUCACUAUGGAAUAUGGCCGCAAGCGCUCAAUCAUCUGCGGUGGAAUCGCGUUUUUCAGUGGGGCCGCCAUUGGCGGCGCCGCCGAAAACCUCUACACGCUGAUGAUGGGACGUCUCCUUCUCGGUGUUGGGGUCGGUUUUGCUAACCAGGCUGUCCCGUUGUACCUAUCAGAAAUGGCUCCUUCGAAAUACAGAGGAGCCUUCAACUUCGGUUUCCAAUGCUUCCUCAGCAUCGGGAGCACGGGCGCGUUCCUCCUCAACUACGUCACCUCCAAAAUCAGCGGCGAUCUCGGGUGGCGAAUUUCUCUGGUGACAGCUGUCGUCCCUGCAUCCGUCCUCACCCUCGGCACCCUAUUCCUCCCGGAGACCCCCAACAGCCUUAUCCAGCGUGGACACAACACGGAGGACGCCAGGAAGCUCCUCCAGAAAAUCCGUGGGACGGACGACGUGGACGCUGAGCUGGACGAUCUCCUCUCCGCCACGUACGCAGCCCAGCAGAUGAGGGCCCCGUUUGGGAAAAUCCUGAAGAGGCAUUAUCGACCUUACCUCGUCAUGGCGGUGGCGAUCCCCUUCUUCCAGCAGAUGACUGGGAUUGCGGUUAUCUCUUUCUACGCCCCAAUUCUGUUCCAGACGAUCGGGUCGGACGAGAGCGGGUCUCUCAUGUCUUCCCUGAUAACAUCCUCCCUCGGGAUUGUCUCCACGGUGCUCUCGUCCUUUCUCGUGGACCGUGUUGGUCGGCUGGUCAUCUUUGUUGUUGGUGGGGUCCUCAUGUUCGCCACUCAGAUGGCGAUUGGAGGGAUCAUGGCCGAGAAGCUUGGUGACCAUGGGGUGUUAAGCCCGGGUUACAAUGCUGCGAUCGUGGUCCUGAUCUGCGCCUACGUGACGGCGUUCGGGUUCUCGUGGGGCCCGCUUGGGUGGCUGGUGACGAGCGAGAUCUUCCCGUUGGAGAUACGUUCGACAGGGCAGAGCAUAACGGUGGCGGUCAGCUUCUUGUUCAGUUUCGUGAUCGGGCAGGUGUUUUUGGCGAUUCUGUGCCAUCUUAAGUCGGGGACGUUCUUUUUCUUCGGGGGAUGGGUGGCGUUGAUGACGGGUUUCGUUUUCAUUUUGUUGCCGGAGACGAAGAAUGUGCCGAUCGAGAAGAUGGAUAGGAUAUGGAGGGAGCAUUGGUUCUGGAGGAGGUAUAUGAUUGAUGAUGAUGAUGAUUUGGAGUGGAUGGAGGAUAACAUUGAGGAGCCCUUUUUGAAAUUCGUUAAAUAAAAUUGCUUUGUUGUUGAUAAGUGGACAAGAUUCUUGUGUGCCUUUUAUUAUUUCAUUUUUUGAUUUCGUUUUUUAGACUGGAUAUAUAGGUUCACACUCUUGUUAGAGAAAAAUUUUCUUGUACAAGGAUGAUGUGGUUAUUAUAUAAAGAAGAAGUUGGCUACAGUAGUAUUGGCGGACAAUGGUUUGAUCACCAGUUUCGUACUGGGAUGCGCAGGCAAAACUCUUUUCCUUAUUUGUAUGAUUUGUUGUUUUGGGUCAUGAGCAUAUGAUGAGGCUCUGCCACAGGUUGGAAUUUUUGGUCCAUCUAUUGUUUCCUUUCGAGCCGAAUGGAGGAGAAAAUCUUUGAUGGUGAUGGAAAUUCUUGAAAUAUUAUUGCAUAAAAGAAUGAGAAUUUUUGUACAAAAAUAUUUUUUCUCUCAUUUUUUUCUCUUUCUUUCUCCUCUUUCUUCCCCGUUCCUUCCUA
Molecule: messenger RNA, 2209 nt
Organism: Striga asiatica
Lineage: Eukaryota; Viridiplantae; Streptophyta; Magnoliopsida; Lamiales; Orobanchaceae
Source: the annotation of a GenBank genome assembly